UAUAAAGAUUAGUGACAAAAAAUAGCAGACUGAAUAAUUAAGACUUAAAUAUGCACAUUGAGAUGCAGAUGCUUAUUACCUGCUCAGGUUUUCUCGCAUUAACAUGUCAAGGACAUAAUCGUAUUUAUUUAUCACAUAUAUCAUAUGGUUGCGCGUCACGCCUUGCACGUGGUAUAAGAGACUCGAGACUCGAGGUCAAAACAAUCUCAAACAUACGUGCGGCGCCGCGGGUGGGAGACUGGAAGCUUUGGCAUUAUUUCGGUGCAGGCACGUGUAUAGUGACGUUAACGGUAAUGAGGUCAUCGCCUGCAUCGAUCGUGUCGCCACGCGCGGAGGGCGGAAGGAUAUCCACGUGUAGGACACAUAGGUCAUCAUCAAAACGCCGGAUGUUACUCCAAAGUCAAUAGUGGGAUAUUAAAAGAGAUACUCCAACUCGCUGACGAUAAGAUGACACGACUUGAUACGCAUUUUGCGGAAGUUUGUUAUAACGACAAUAAAGAUUUUUAUUGUCUUCUGAGUAUGAGUUUUAAAAAGGAGAAACCCUUGAGAAAGUUCCUUUUCAAUUAUCUACAGUAACUUAAUAAGUAUUCCCUGAUCCUGUAUGGUAAUUAACAGAUUUAAGAGAGAGAUUUUAUCAAAUGGCGCCGACUAUUUGCGUAGCGGAAUUUCCGAUGGUCGGAACCACCGUUAACACAUACGUUCACCGGCGACGAAGAUCUCAAAAUGGAAUAAGCACAGCUAAACGGCAAACAUUUUCGCUGGAACAAAUGAUAUUGCAUAUUGGGACUAUCAUCGAAACAUCCCUAACAUCUGGCGAAAAAUGUUCACAGAAAUUAGAAUAUACGAAUAUGAUUCCAAACUGUUCUAUUCCAGAUAAAAGUACGAAACAUUCAACAAAUACGAACGAGUGUUGCAGAAAACUCGUUACGUCAAAAAAAGAUCUCUUGAAUAUUAUCAUACGCACGAUAAUUCUCGUGCAGCGCAAUCGUAUCCUUCAGAGACGUCUAAAUGUAUUACGAGCAGAGACACGAAGAUUUCUCCGUUCUGUAUUAAAUAAUCCGGAAAAUCAGUGUCAAGAACAAAGAUUGCAAAUGUCGACACGUUUUGAGGAUGAGAUUGUUUCAUCAACUACGGAAAAAGUCUCGACAUUAUCACCUUCACUCCACUUCAAUUCGAGCAAGAACUUGUUUCACGAAACUGUCUCCGCUUGCAAUAAUCUUGAUCAUACCAAUGAUAAAUCCAAUGAUCAAUUUGAUUAAUCUUCAGAUUCAAGCAGAAGCGAAAAUUUUUAGUAUCUGAAGCUAAUAAUUUCUCAGAUGACGCAUAAAUAAAGCAAAAAGGUUGUUUAAAAGAGAAUGUCCUCCUUGCAUGAAAAAAAAUAUAUAUAUACAUAUAUCUUUAGAUAUACAUAUUUCAUUUCAGAAUAUAUUUUUCUCUAAAUAAAAUAUUUUUCUAUUCUUUAUAACAUACAAUGUUAAAGAAUUGAAUUGAACACAAAUAUUUCUGAAAAACAAUAAAAUUUAAAAAACCUAAUUUUUAUCUCCUUUGAGGGAGUGUAACUUCUCAGGAAGGGAUAUAAGAGUAUAUGUUUAUAUAAAAGAUCAGCCUUAAUUUUCGACAAAGAAUCAUCUCCUAAAAUUUUUUACACUUAUUUAGAAACACUCUGCAUAUCAAGUUGUAAAUUUCAGUGAAAGAUAAAAACAACCUUAUUGCACAUUAUGAAAUACUAUUCCGAUUUGCGAUAAACGCAAAAAAUUACAUAUUUCUAAUUAUAUAAAAUAAGAGAGAUCCACCAAUGUAAAAUCAUAUUAUACAUACAAUUGUUUUUUCUCUUCUGAAAUAUGUUGAAAAAUUAUUUUAUGGAUGUAUGAUUAGAAUUAAUAACAAUUUUUACACAUUUUCUUCCAGGGCGGAGAUUAACAAUUAUUUAACACUGCUUGUGAGAAUUACUAUUCAAACAAAUGAUUUCGUAAAAUUAAUCAUAAGAUUUUAAGAAAAAUAGUACAAGUAUUAUGUCUGCAUGAAUGUCAGUUUGUGGGCAUUAAAAAUAAAUUUUUAAAACUAAAUUUUAGAUUACUAAACAUUUAGGAGUGUGCUAUGAAUAUUUAAAAAUGUGUUCCCUAAUCGCUUUGAAUAGUAUGAAUAGUUAUGAGAAAAAAAACGCCAUCUCUAUAAUUAAUCCAGUUAAUUAGAAUUCUAACAAUUAAGCUAUUCGUACAUAAUCUUUUAUUAUGAAUAAUCACAUAAUCAUUAGAAGAUAUAAUGUAUAUUAUAAAAUAGUUCGCUAACUGUUCGAUAAUAAGCUAACAGUAAAACAAAAGGAUGAAUAAUUUUAUAAUAUGACAUAUAUAUUUGGAAGCAUUAGUGCAAAUUAGAUAUCAAAAAGCUUUCACAAUUCAAAAAAUUGUUGAUGCUAAUGCUAGUUUAUCAAUUGAUUUCUGACGGUUGAUGACAAUAGAAAACAAUUUUUAAUUGGAUAAUGAAAUAAUUUUAAUUGGAUAAGAUAAAAUUAUUGGUGAAAUUAUAUUAUAAUCAUUGAAGUUUAUUUUAUGGCAAGUUUAUUAAAUGUGUCUUCAAUAGAAAUUUUCUCAUAUGUUAUAAAUUUUUAAAUAAUCUAAGUAGCUAAGCAACACUUCGUAAUCGAUAUCAGUGAUGAAUCUAUAAUUCUCGUAAUCGUAAAUUUUUCGUAACAUUAUUCGUGCGUAUAGUAUAAUUUUUAUAUGUAUAAUCACAGUAAUAUUAGAGUUAAAAGUCAACUGAUUUAUGAAAAAAGAUUUUCUUGGAUUUAGAAACAUCUACAUAACAUUUAAUUUAAAUUAUACUAAACUAUAUCCUUUUACUAUCAUGGCUGUGAAGUCUGUAUUUGCACUCGUAACGUAUUAUUCCUUUUACAAUUUUGUCGGACGAACAUUCUAGUUAUUUAUAUAUUAGAAUACACAAUUUUGCACCAAUUAAUGUAUAAUAGUUUCAUAUCACAGUACAUUAGCUACAUAUUUGUCACAAAUAAUUAUAUAACCAUUAAAUUAUUGAAUAAUAUAAAUCCUUUUUAUGAAAAAUAACAAAUAAAAAUUGAUAUUUGUAAUAGAAACUAAUAUCAAAUAUUGACGUAACAUAAUCUAUCAUAAUCAAGAAAAUUAUACUUGAAAGAAGAAAGAAAAAUUUAUUAUUUUGUUAUAUUCUUGCAUUAAUUUUUGGUAUAUCACCUUUUGAUGUAUAAAGUAUGUAAAAUUAUUGCAAAUUAUUGCAAAUUUUAAUAAGAUUUUAUUUAAACUUAAUUAGAAUUUUAUAUUUUUUUAUAAUUAAUAAGAAUCGAAAGCAAUGUUAACACUGCAUUUAAUCCAUCUUAGAACUGUGUGAUAAUCAUAGUAUAUUUCAGGGAUAUAACUAAUAAAUUUCAUACUGAAAAUCAUGUGAUAGCAUUAUUCAAUCAAACUGUAUGCUAAUAAAGAGGAUUUGUGCCUAAGGUGCAUGUACGCGCUAUACUUUUCGAUCACUACGAGCAAUACAAAUGUAAAUAUUUAUAAUAGGCGAUGUUUAAAUAAUAUUUAGAUUCGAUGUACGUAUUGAUUAUAAAUCUAUCUUCCAUCCUAAUAUUUCCUACAGACAUAGGAAUACUUUAUUGUCAACAUGAAAUGUUUUGUGAACUUGAUCUUACAUACACGAGAUGACGGACAUAUGUAUGUGCGAAUAAAUAUAAUACAAAAACA
Molecule: messenger RNA, 3707 nt
Organism: Cataglyphis hispanica
Lineage: Eukaryota; Metazoa; Arthropoda; Insecta; Hymenoptera; Formicidae
Gene: Cipc
Source: RefSeq, a predicted model, not a curated record